CUGGGUGACUCUCGCGUCCUCCCCCAGGACGAGCUCACGGCUCUCAACGUGAAGCAGGGCUUCAACAACCAGCCCGCUGUUUCCGGAGAUGAACACGGCAGUGCCAAAAACGUCAACUUCAACCCCGCCAAGAUCAGUUCAAAUUUCAGCAGCAUCAUUGCUGAAAAGCUGCGCUGCAACACGCUGCCCGACACAGGCCGUCGGAAACCACAGGUGAACCAAAAGGAUAACUUCUGGCUUGUGACGGCUCGCUCCCAGAGUGCAAUUAACAAUUGGUUCAACGAUCUGGCUGGAACCAAACCCCUCACCCACCUGGCUAAAAAGGUGCCCAUAUUCAGCAAGAAGGAGGAGAUAUUUGGUUACCUGGCCAAGUACACAGUGCCCGUGAUGAGAGCUGCCUGGCUGAUCAAGAUGACCUGCGCCUAUUACGCCGCCAUUACGGAAACGAAGGUGAAGAAGCGGCAUGUCAUUGACCCCUUCAGCGAGUGGACGCAGAUUAUCACCAAAUUUCUCUGGGAGCAGCUGCAGAAGAUUGCCGACUUUCAUCGGCAGCUACUGGCGCAGGCCUGCGGCUCACCCUCCAGCAUCAUGCCCCAGGAGGUGGAGCAUUCGGUGAAGCAGUGGGACUACAAUGAGAAGCUUGCCAUGUUUAUGUUCCAGGAUGGGAUGCUGGACCGGCACGAGUUCCUGACCUGGGUGCUUGAGUGCUUUGAGAAGAUUCGCCCGGGCGAGGAUGAGCUGCUGAAGCUGCUCCUGCCUCUGCUCCUGCAGUAUUCCAGUGAGUUUGUGCAGUCUGCCUACCUGUCCAGGCGCCUGGCUUACUUCUGCACCCGUCGCCUUGCCAUUCUGUUGGAUGCCAGCGGUGGGCACCCAGCUCACCAUCUUCCAUCCCAGUCGGCCCCUGCGCUCCCCUCCACCCCCACUCCCCAGCCAGCUGCAGGAAACUCAUCUGCCAGCCCCUUCAGUGACCUGCUGCUGUGUCCCCAGCACCGCCCAGUUGUGUUUGGGCUCAGCUGCAUCCUCCAGAGUAUCGUCCUGUGUUGCCCCAGCGCCCUCGUCUGGCACUACUCUCUCACUGACAGCAGAAUCAAGACGGGCUCUCCCCUUGACCAUCUGCCAAUUGCCCCCUCAAACCUGCCCAUGCCAGGGGUCAAUGCGAGCUUCAUACAGCAGGUCCGAGCAAGGCUCCGGGAGACAGAGCAGCAGAUCAAGGAGCGUGGCCAGGCCGUGGAAGUGCGCUGGUCCUUCGACAAAUGCCAGGAAGCCACUGCAGGAUUCACCAUAAGCCGAGUGCUCCACACUUUAGAAGUCCUUGACAGUCACAGUUUUGAACGUUCGGACUUUAGCAACUCAUUGGAUUCUCUGUACAACAGGAUAUUCGGGGGAGGACCGAGCAAAGACAGUCACGAGAUCUCCCCUGAUGACGAUGCUGUAGUGGCCCUGCUCUGCGAGUGGGCCGUGAGCCACAAGCGGUCGGGGCGGCACCGGGCAAUGGUGGUGGCAAAGUUGCUGGAGAAGCGGCAGUCUGAAAUAGAGGCUGAGCGGUGUGGCGACUCAGAGGUAGUAGACGAAAAAGGCUCCAUCGCUUCGGGUUCCCUCUCGGCAGUGAGCGCCCCGGUCUUCCAAGAGGUCCUCAUGCAGUUCCUGGACACUCAGGCUCCAAUGCUGACUGACCCCAGCAACGAGAACGAGAGGGUGGAGUUCUUCAACCUGGUCCUGCUCUUCUGUGAGCUGAUCCGGCACGACGUCUUCUCACCCAACAUGUACAUGUGCACCCUGAUCUCUCGCGGCGACCUGGCCAUCGACCACGGGCCCCGUCCUGCCUCGCCCUUUGACGAUGCCACGGAAGAGCAUGACCGGAAGGAGCGGGAAGGCAGCCACGGCAUCAAGUUGGAGGAUGCAGGCCUGUCGGAGUGCCACAUGGACAUCGACCACAGUUCCAGUGUCAUCUUUGACGACAUGGAGAAGACUGAUUUCUCGAUGUUCUCUCCUUCCAUGCACUGUGAGUCCAAAGCCAGCCCUUCCCCAGAGAAACUGGACCCUGAGAAGGACAGGGUGGCAGAUGGGACGUUGGCAGCACUUUACGACCAGCCUCGGCACAUCCAGUACUGCACGCAUUUCCCCAUUCCGCAGGAGGAAUCAAGCAGCCACGAGUGCAACCAGAGGCUGGUGGUCCUUUUUGGAGUUGGGAAGCAGCGUGAUGAGGCGCGUCACGCCAUCAAAAGAAUAAGCAAGGAUAUCUUGAAGGUGCUCAACAGGAAAAGCACGGCAGAGACAGGGGGAGAGGAAGGGCAGAAAAGGAAGAGGAACAAGCCGGAAGCCUUCCCGACUGCAGAGGACAUCUUUGCAAAAUUCCAGCACCUUUCUCAUUUUGACCAGCACCUCGUCACCUCUCAGGUAUCUCGGAACGUCUUGGAGCAGAUCACCAGCUUUGCCUUAGGGAUGUCCUACCAUCUGCCUCUGGUGCAGCACAUCCAGUUCAUCUUCGACCUGAUGGAGUAUUCACUCAACAUCAGCGGGCUUAUCGACUUUGCCAUCCAGCUGCUGAACGAGUUGAGUGUGGUGGAGGCCGAGUUGCUGCUGAAGUCCUCUGACCUGGUGGGCAGCUACACUACCAGCCUGUGCCUGUGCAUCGUGGCCGUCCUGCGGCAUUAUCACUCCUGCCUUAUCCUCAACCAGGAUCAGAUGGCCCAAGUCUUCGAAGGGCUGUGUGGGGUGGUGAAGCACGGCAUGAACCGCUCGGAUGGCUCUUCGGCAGAGCGCUGUAUCCUGGCCUACCUCUAUGACCUGUACACGUCCUGCAGUCACCUCAAGAGUAAAUUUGGAGAGCUCUUCAGCGACUUCUGCUCCAAGGUGAAGAACACCAUCUACUGCAACGUGGAGCCAUCAGACUCGAACAUGCUGUGGGAACCCUUGUUUAUGAUUGAUACCAUUGAGAAUCCCUCAGCCCACAAUUUCACCUACACCAACCUGGGCAAGAGCCUUGCAGAUAACCCAGCCAACCGCUACAGCUUCGUGUGCAAUGCCCUGAUGCACGUCUGCGUGGGGCACCAUGACCCCGAUCGGGUCAACGACAUUGCAAUCCUGUGUGCGGAGCUGACGGGGUACUGCAAGCUGCUGAGUGCCGAAUGGCUGGGGGUGCUGAAGGCCCUGUGCUGCUCCUCCAACAACGGGACGUGUGGCUUCAAUGACCUCCUCUGCAACGUGGAUGUGAGCGACCUGUCCUUCCACGACUCCCUGGCGACCUUUGUGGCCAUCCUCAUCGCCCGCCAGUGUCUCCUUCUGGAGGACUUGAUCCGCUGCGCUGCCAUUCCCUCUCUACUCAACGCCGCCUGCAGCGAACAGGACUCAGAGCCAGGGGCCCGCCUGACCUGCCGAAUUCUGCUGCAUCUGUUUAAGACCCCUCAGCUGAAUCCCUGCCAGCAGGAUAGCAGUAAGCCCUCAGUGGGCAUCCGCUCGUCCUGCGACAGGCACUUGCUGGCCGCCUCCCAGAAUCGCAUUGUGGACGGGGCCGUCUUUGCAGUGCUGAAGGCUGUCUUUGUCCUGGGGGAUGCCGAACUGAAGGGUUCUGGGUUUUCCCACCCGGGAGGGGUGGACGACCUCCUGGACGAUGACAAGAAGCCCGCCGGCCGGAUGGUUUCCAUUGAGACGGCCAGCCUGGACGUUUACGCCAAGUACGUCCUGAGGAGCAUCUGUCAGCAGGAAUGGGUAGGGGAGCGAUGCUUGAAGUCCUUGUGCGAGGACAGCAACGACUUGCAGGAUCCUGUCCUGAGCAGCACCCAGGCCCAGAGGCUGAUGCAGCUCAUUUGCUACCCUCAUCGGCUGCUCGACAGCGAGGAGGGCGAGAACCCCCAGCGGCAGAGGAUCAAGCGCAUUUUGCAGAACCUGGACCAAUGGACGAUGCGCCAGUCGCUGCUCGAACUGCAGCUCAUGAUCAAGCAGACUGCAAACAACCAGGAAAUGAAUUCCCUCCUGGAGAACAUCGCCAAGGCCACCAUCGAAGUGUUCCAGCAGUCGGCCGAGACCAACUCAGCCAGCAACGGCAUUGUCAGCCUCGGCAGCUGCCCCAACCUCAUGCCGGCCAACCCCAAAGCCAAGCCUGUCCUUAGCUCCUUGGAACGGUCCGGAGUGUGGCUGGUAGCUCCUCUGAUCGCCAAGCUGCCAACCUCAGUGCAGGGCUACGUGCUGAAGGCAGCGGGGGACGAGCUGGAGAAAGGGCAGCAUUUGGGGUCUUCAUCCCGCAAGGAGCGGGACAGGCAGAAGCAGAAGAGCAUGACGCUGCUGAGCCAGCAGCCCUUCCUGUCCCUGGUGCUGACGUGCCUGAAGGGCCAGGAUGAGCAGCGCGAAGGCCUCCUCACCUCCUUGUACAGCCAGGUUCAGCAGAUUGUGACUAACUGGCGAGAAGACCAGUACCAGGACGAUUGCAAGGCCAAGCAGCUGAUGCACGAGGCGCUGAAGCUGCGUCUGAAUCUGGUGGGGGGCAUGUUCGACACAGUGCAGCGCAGCACCCAGCAGACCACGGAGUGGGCAGUGCUUCUCUUGGACAUCAUCAGCAGUGGCACGGUGGACAUGCAGUCCAACAACGAGCUCUUCACCACGGUCCUGGACAUGCUGAGCGUGCUGAUCAACGGCACGCUGGCUGCCGACAUGUCCAGCAUCUCUCAGGGCAGCAUGGAGGAGAACAAGCGAGCCUACAUGAACCUGGUCAAGAAGCUGCGGAAGGAGCUGGGCGACCGUCAGUCCGAGAGCCUGGAGAAGGUUCGCCAGCUGCUUCCCCUGCCCAAGCAGACCCGGGAUGUGAUUACCUGCGAGCCCCAGGGCUCCCUCAUCGACACCAAAGGCAACAAAAUCGCUGGGUUUGACUCCAUUUUCAAAAAGGAGGGCCUGCAGGUCUCCACCAAACAGAAGAUUUCCCCCUGGGACCUCUUCGAAGGCCUGAAGCACUCGGCCCCGCUUUCCUGGGGCUGGUUCGGGACGGUGCGGGUGGACCGCAAGGUCUCCCGCUUUGAAGAGCAGCAGCGGCUGCUCCUGUAUCACACCCACCUGAAGCCCAAGCCCCGUAGCUACUACUUGGAGCCGCUGCCCCUGCCUCCCGAGGAGGAGGAGCCCCCCACCCCAGUGGCUUUGGAGCCAGAGAAGAAGGCCGUCGAGCCGGCCAAGGUGGAAAAGGCCAGCGCGAACGCCGCCAGCUCUGCUGCGGAGCCCAAGAAUAAGAACAAGAGCAAGACCAAGGAGCGCGCCCAGUCUGCCAGCAAGAGCGAGGAAUACAUGAACACGGGCCGGGGGGUUUCCUACGGUGGAGCCAUUCCCACUGACCUCCUGCAUCAUCAGCCGGGGAACUCCAUGUCUCGCUUGGCCUAUGGGCAGCCUCCGGUGGGCCUCUAUGCUCAGAACCAGCCCCUCCCAGCAGGCGGCCCUCGGCUGGACACCUCGUACCGGCCAGUGCGCGUGCCAAUAGGCAAGCUGGUUCCCAGCCGGCUCCCCUAUGCAGGGGUUUUGCCGACAGGCAUGGGCAUGAUGGGGAUAGACCCUUCCUAUAAGUCAGCUGUCUACAGGCAGCAGCAGCCGCCGCCCCCUGUCCCCGGCGGACAGCUCCUCCGCCAGCAACUGCAGGCCAAGCUGCAAGGCCAGGGGAUGUUGGGGCAGCCACCUGUGCGCCAGAUGCCUCCUACUCCAGCCUACGGAUCCGUGCAGCCCUCGCAGGGCUACACCCCCUACGUGUCCCACAUUGGCCUCCAGCAGCACCCCUCCCAGGCCAGCACCAUGGUCCCCCCGACGUACUCCACCCAGACCUAUCAGAACACGCACCCCAGCACCAACCCUGCCUUCGUUGACGCCGUCCGAUCGAUGCAGCGACCCAGCGGUUACGUGCACCAGCAGGCCCCCGCUUACGGGCAUGCUCUGAAUCCUGCACAGAGGUUUCCCCCCCAGCCAAUGCAGCAGGCGCCCAUGAUGAGCGGCAUCAACCACAUGGGCACGCAAGGCGUCCCGGCGGGGAUUCGGCCCAGCCAGCUUCUGCCAGACCAGCAGCAGCAGCAGCAACAGCAGCAGCAGCAGUAUCUGAGGCAGCAGCAGCAGCAGCAGCAGCAGCAACAGUUGCUGCGGGUGAGCCACAGUAGGGCCCGGCAGGCUUGCCCAGUCUGGUCUCCUUCUGUGGCCUGCCUGGGGCUUCGCUUCUGGCCCAUCCUGGGAGCAGAGUCUGAUAAUGUUACUGAAAGUCCAUGGCAAAAGGGGAGGGGGGCCAUUUUUAGGCUAUAAAAGAGGCAAGGUCACUGUCCCGGGGCAUUGCGAUGGCUGCCGCGGCCCAUGGACACUGCGCAGCCCCGGUUGGCAGAA
This is a messenger RNA of Python bivittatus (Burmese python), 6336 nucleotides long. Lineage: Eukaryota; Metazoa; Chordata; Lepidosauria; Squamata; Pythonidae. The record is from RefSeq and is a predicted model, not a curated record.